Messenger RNA from Salmo salar (Atlantic salmon), 7517 nucleotides. Its product is annotated as dual specificity mitogen-activated protein kinase kinase 7. Gene Ontology annotation, biological process: protein phosphorylation. Lineage: Eukaryota; Metazoa; Chordata; Actinopteri; Salmoniformes; Salmonidae. The record is from RefSeq and is a predicted model, not a curated record. Gene Ontology annotation, molecular function: protein kinase activity; ATP binding.
UUUACGUUAGGCUUAUUUGAUCGAAUAGAAGUUUCGUAAUGUUUAGGCUAUUACACAUAUAUUGAUAUAAGUGGAUGAACGUGGCAUUCUGGCAACUUUGAGAAAAACGACUUAGUUGUGCUUGUUAACACUCGUAUAUGCCCUCUCAUUGGCUAGAAUGGUCCCACCUGAUCGCGCCUGCCUUCAAUCAUUGAGGGCAUAUAUUUCCAUCGUUAAAGUGGUCACUCGGUUAUCUACUCAAAUAUAAUAUAUCAUCGAUAGUGUUCAGUUUUUCAAGAUGUCGUCGCUGGAACAGAGACUCUCCAGAAUCGAGGAGAAACUAAAGCAAGAAAAUAAAGAAGCUCGUAGAAGAAUUGACCUCAAUAUCGACAUGAGUCCACAACGUUCACGUCCGAGGCCAAUCAUCGUGAUCCAGCUCAGUCCUGCUCCAGCUCCUUCCCAGCGUGCAGCUCUUCAGCUGCCCCUGGCUAACGACGGAGGGGGGAGUCGCUCUUCGUCCUCUGAGAGCUCACCCCAGCACCAUUCCUACCCCAGCCGCCCGCGACACAUGCUCAACCUGCCCACGCCACAGUACGGCCUGGUGAAGAGCCUGGAGAAUGCAGAGAUAGACCAGAAGCUGCAGGAGAUCAUGAAACAGACAGGCUACCUAAAGAUCGACGGCCAGCGGUACCCAGCCGAGGUCAGUGACUUGAUCAGCGAGGGGGAGAUCGGCAGCGGCACGUGCGGUCAGGUGUUCAAAGUGCGCUUCAAGAAGACGGGCCACGUCAUCGCCGUCAAACAAAUGCGCCGGACAGGAAACAAGGACGAGAACAAGAGGAUUCUGAUGGAUCUGGAUGUUGUGCUGAAGAGCCACGACUGCCCUUACAUCAUCCAGUGCUACGGUGCCAUAGUUACCAACACGGAUGUGUUCAUCGCAAUGGAGUUGAUGGGGACGUGUGCUGAGAAACUCAAGAAGAGGAUCCAGGGGCCCAUCCCUGAACGCAUCCUGGGCAAGAUGACUGUAGCAAUCGUAUCGGCUCUGCUGUACCUGAAGGAGAAGCAUGGUGUGAUCCACCGGGAUGUGAAGCCCUCCAACAUUCUGUUGGACAACAAGGGCCAGAUCAAGCUGUGUGACUUUGGCAUCAGCGGACGACUCGUCGACUCCAAGGCCAAGACCCGCAGCGCCGGCUGUGCUGCCUACAUGGCUCCUGAGAGAAUAGACCCCCCAGAUCCCAGCAAGCCUGACUAUGACAUCCGAGCAGACGUCUGGAGCCUGGGCAUCUCUCUGGUGGAGCUGGCCACAGGACAGUUCCCCUAUAAGAACUGCAAGACUGACUUUGAGGUCCUGACCAAAGUGCUGCAGGAAGACCCUCCCUCGCUCCCCCUCAGCAUGGACUUCUCCCUCGACUUCCAGUCCUUCGUCAAAGACUGCCUCACAAAGGAUCACAGAAAAAGGCCAAAAUACCACAAGCUGCUCGAGCACAGUUUCAUUCGGCGCUAUGAGGUGCUGGUGGUGGACGUGGCGGGCUGGUUCCAGGCGGUGAUGGAGCGCACUGAGUCGCCGCGCAGCAGCCAAUGUUACAGCCAGCACCAGCUCCACUCGCUGUUCAGCAGGUAGCCCCCGGCUACUGGAGCCUGCAGCCGGGAGACCCCGGAGAGGGAUGGAGACACGGAGUAGGCCUAUAACCCUAGACAGACAGACUGGCUCGGUGAAUUGAUUGAUUGACUGAUUGAGUCUGGAUCAGGACAGACAGACACGCGGGAGAGUAGAGCUUCACACUGUAGUUAGGCGUCGUCAGAAGUCAUAUCAGCACAUGUACAUUAUCAUCGUGAACACCUCGGCACAUACUGUAGGUUACUCUAAUGCAUGCUCACUUUUCCAUCCAUUAGAUACUGACGUACCGUAGUGAUACUGUAAAUGCAUUUGUGUUUAAACGCAUACAGAAAUACUACUCACUCACUAGUCAUAUCUCACGCGCCUGUAUAAUCUUGUUCAGUUCCAGCUCAGGCCCUAGUCAUAGCUACGGGGUCUGACAACAGAGUAGUCAAUACACACUGGAGCUAAUUUCUGCUACAUCAUGUAGUGUUAAGACAAUGUAAAAGUCCCUACGGCAAGCCCAGAGGCCCAGUUUCAUCCGCAGUGAUGGCUAGGCUCAGAAGUGGAAGGUUCAGUGCAAAAUUCAGCCGGGUGUUUUAUUUCUAUACUUACUCUUCAACAGGUUGUGUAUGAGUGUGUGUGUGUACUAAGACACAAGUGUACGCUCACUAUUAUGGAUGGCAUAUAGCUGUCCCACUGUAGCUCUAACAGACCAACUAGACCCGCUGUAUUUGUUUCAGUCUGGAUUCAGUCUGGUUUUUAACCAUAGUUUUGAAAAUACUAUAGAUGACAGAAACAUUAACUUUGAUUCAAAUGCUUAGAGAGAAUAUCAACAAGUACAUGUUCUAGCAGCUUUGAAUUGGGAAAAACUGCAAAAAAUACGAAAAAAGUAGGGUUAUGCAUAGCUCUGUAGAAAAGGUGUUUUGUAUUUAUUUUCAGUUCAGGAUGGUUUUGAGUGGAACUGGAUAAUAGGUGGAGGGAUACAGAGGAGGAGAAAAGGAUGAGGGGAGAGGACAACAAAAGUCUGCCUUUUAUCGGACUUGGUUUACUGUAUUUACCCCAGCUGUUGUGGAGAAACUCAGUCAGGGAAACUGUACUGCCAGGUAGAUGAGAUUUAAAGCAGUGUUGCUUAUUGUUGAAGAGAAGUGUUACAAAAGAAAACCGUUUGGAGGGGAGGCGUGAGUUAUUUUUGUCAAGAGACAGGAGCUUGCCCUUUUACAAAUAAUACAAUAACAUAUUUUUGGCUGUGGAGCAUUUCAACCCUCCCUCUCUGCUCUUUCUCAAUGGCACUCAGACACUCACCCUCAUCUUUCUUUCAUUCUUUCUGCUGUUCCAUCUUUUAGAGGCUCCACAGUUUUGUCAAACCAAAGGUGGUAGUUGUCGGGUUGAGGGUGUCACACAAGGCCCUCUCGUUGCUCCUGACUGUUGCCUUCCCUCCUGCAGGGCCAGAGCCAAAGCCAGGUAGAGAAGACUACCCCCCCCUAGCAUUAGGAGUUUGCAAGAUGUCACUGACAGAUCUGGGAUCAAACUUCCCCAACACACACCAAGCCAAAUCCUAUGCUAGACACAGACACGAUAGGAGAGGGAGAUCAACGGUAUGUCAGAGAAAUGGAGAGAGGGAACCGGAAACGUCGACUAUGAAUAUGUGCAGAAGAAGAGCUAGGGAGAAGCAAGAUGAGGAAAGAGUUGGAUUAAAAAGUAUUUGGGAUGAAAGGAUGAGGUGAAAAGGAGCGGAGGAAGAGAAGGAUAAGAAAGUGAGACAGGAGGUCAAGAGGGGUACACGACAGAAAGUUAAGGGCCGUCUCGAGCUAGUGAGGGAGAGUGACUGAGCAGAAAAGUGAGUGUUUUGAUAACCGAGAGAUGUAAGGAGAGAUAUUUUGGAGCCCUAAAUUCAGCCAUAGGCAGGCAAUGGAUCAGAUGCUAAAGCUAGCUGGACAUUGUAAAAGCUUUCAAUGGUGUUGCACCAAUAUACCAAUUAUGAUUUUUAGGGAGUGAAUUAGGAUUUGUUUUGAUUGUUUGCUGUUCUAUUCAUUAUUGUAUCUUUCAUAAAAUAUUUAAUUAUUUAUUACAUUGCUACUACUGCUGCUAAAUUUUUGCUUUAGACUCUGCUGUCGAUAAUUGUCCCCCAAAGGACAAAUGCUUAUCUUUUUAAACCAAAUAAGUGAAGUAAUGCAAUGUCUUUACAAAUACCAAAUACAGAAAAGCAUGUCUGAUGGUGAAUGGUGUGAGGGAACACUGACAGAGAGCUAAACCUAUAGAUGAGUAGCAUAGGUUAACGUCACUAAACUAAUCCACACAGAUGAUGUACACCUCACACGUAUCUAACAAUGUAAUAGUAUGUUGUAGUCACAAUUAUAUCGCACUACAGCACCGCAAAGUCUAGUCGUUAUUAGUGAAGGAGUGUCCGUCUGUCCGUCCUGACCUGUGAACCUUGACCUUUUGCUCCCUGAUCUUGGACAUUGUAGUCCAGGGUCACCCUGAUUUAGAAUGGUCUGUCUGUCUGUCCGUCUGUCUGUCCGUGGGCCUCCUGGAAGCUCGACCCUUGACGUUACACACCAAAGGUGUCAUCAACGAAAACGAGUUAUUGAUCUUCUAAUUGAUUACUAGGACUACGAUAUAUUCAGAGUUUCUCUGUAGCUAGUGAGGGAUAGGGGAAGGGGGUGCUUUAGGGGUAGCAAUGCCUGUGUGUGUAGAAUACAGGGAGAGACUUGUACUCUGACAAAGCCUGGGCACAGCAAUCACACCCACUCAGCCAGACAGACCUAUUUACUGUGUAAACUGGUACUGUAAUAAGCCACUGCUCACCAUCACCAAGUCUUGGGAGAGUUCAGGAGAUUGGCUGUGUUGCAGGUAGAAUAUACAUGGUUCUCUUAUCGUUGUGGAAUAGAGAACAGUGUUGGUUCUUUGCGUUAUGUUUGUCUUUGCCCUAUAGGCAAUCAGGUAGUAAUGACAGACACAUUAUUAUACAAUCUAGGCUGCCUGGCCCACUUGCUAAAACAAAGUUUUAAAAUACUGACUUUAUGUAUUUCUAUUAGUACUAUUUACAUGCUCUCUACCUCUUGGGUUGUCCAAAAUCACUAGAAAGUGCACUCUAUUCCCCCAGUCUUGGCUGUCCAGUGCUGUGUCAGACCCAGUCUCCCACUGUCAACUUUCUCUUUUGUUUUGCUGUUAUCUGUUUAUAAGCACACACACGUGGUUUGAAAACACCUGACAGGUGACUGUGCCACUCUUCACCUUUCUGAAAACAGCAGGAACUUUUUGUUGUUGUUGGUUUAGUCCAUAACCGAAUGACUUGGGUGUUUUUAGUAGUGUGUUCGUAAAAUGUAUAAUAAUAAAAAAAAAGUUUGAAUACUAAUUCUAACCCAUUGCCAAGGACAGCGGUGGCGCGCCACACACACACACCAAAUGUAGGCUAUAGACAGUAUGUCCACAGUGGUGAUGAUUGACUGCCGUUUAGUGGCUUUGUGUGUUCUUAGCAGGCAGUGGCAAAGCCAGCGCUGUUAAAGAUGUACUCUGGUAGGGUGCCUCUGAAAUCACACCAUAUGUUGUGCAUUACUUUAUCACCAGGGCUCAUAAGACCCCUGGUCAAAAGUAGUGCACAAUGUAGUGACUAGGGUGCCAUUUUGGAUGCACGUAGUCUGCUGCUGCGCUGUACCUUGGGGGUGGGAGGGUGUGUCAUCGGCCCAUCUGUAAGUAAAACCAAAUAUCAUUUUCACUAUGCAGUCAUUCAAAUCUGUCAGCUUGCUGUACGUUAGGGAGUCCUCCUGUAUAUAAACAUAUGGUGAUGAAACUGGACUUGGUGACCAAUAUGAGAUCUUCUCCCUAGUACGGUUGAAAUCAUGCCUUCAGCUAGUCCAGAGGGAAAAUGAGUAAAGUGAGAGACGUGUUUUUGAGUGAGCUGACUAUUUAAGGAUUGUAUUGGGGUUGGGGUGGAGCCGUAGGGUUGUAGUUUUUGGGGUGGGUUAAAUGGGGUUUGUAGUUUGGGAGUUGUUAGUCCAAUGCUGUAAGUAUAUCAAUUGCAUGUUAUUGUCGCUGAUGUAACUGCUAUUGAUUUUAGAUUAUGUUUGGGGGGGGGCACAACUAUCUUUAUUUAUAAUUUUUUUACAUAUUCUUUUUUUGCCAAAUGUUUAAUUGUUUACUUAGGAAAAGACACUUUUGCCUUUAUGUUCUCUUGACUUGUUUUCAAUCUGCUAUUUGCAAUAUACAUUUUUACUUGUAUUGUCGUUUAGUUGGUUUCAUGGCGAGAAUGAGUUGUCAUUUGUGUAGAUCUUAGCAACAGACCAUUUUGUCUUUUUUUUGUCUGUUCUUAAAUGUGCCGUGUGUCUUUCAUUCAAUUAGCUGUGAGGAUGGAUGGAGGGCAAGGUCUGUGUACCAAAAGUCUAUGAUUAUUAUUCACCUUUUUCGUCCAUUUAAAAAGAAACAUUUUUACAACUUUUAUUAUAUUCAGGGAAAAGAUGACACCAAAUUGAAUAAAUACAUUUCCAGAUGAUCCUAGAGAGUGGUUGAGAUGGCAAGGGUGUGACAGUGUAGUUGAAGUCUUCUUUCUGUCGUUCCGGAACGCCGGGGUCAAAGUUGUCUUUUUCUCGCAAAGCGGAGCGAUCACAUUCACUGCUCCGUUUAGCCACUUCACGCUGUGUCGCUGUGAAACCUUGGUCCUCCGAUAUCCUCUUAACUGAAUUUGUUUUAUUUCUUUCAAUGAUCAAAAUAUAACGAUUGAUGUUUCUCGGUUUAAAUCUUUUGUGCCAUUUUAUUUUUUUAUUUCUACCCAGAAGUCCCACUUUGUUUUUGUGGUUCUCUGAUGCUGUAUUAAGCUGUAUGGUCAAACUAAUUUGACUACUUUUGAAAUGUCACCCUAUUCCCAAAAUGGUGCACCUAAAGUAGUGCACUACAUCGGGAAUGGGGUGCCAUUUGAGACGAAGCCAAUGAGAGAGCGUCUUAUUAAUGCUGAAAUAGUCAUGAAUGGCGUUUGCACUUGGGCAGUUUUUGAGUCGGGUUGGGAGCUCUUUCGGGUUGCAGACGUCCAGUUUGACCAAUCCCAGACCUGCGACUGGCAGAAAAAAACUGAUUUCAACAAUGUAUAUGUAUUUUCACUAUUUAUUUAUUAGUCUGUUUUUAUAUAUAUUUUAAGCCAAACAAGACACACAUGGUAAUGAGAAUUGUCUGUCAUUGGCCUUGCCGUUGAUACAAAAGCCAAAUAUCAAACCACACUAACCCACAGGAAACAUUGCUAUUAUAAUGGAGUGGUUUAUUAAAGUCUAGAUGCUGUAUGCUCUUUUAGUACUGGCUUGGCUGAGCUGUAGGAUGUCUGGCUUCAUGUUUGUGUACUUUAGUGUGUGUGCACUCAUUUAAUUGAAAUCCUGCUCAGUCAAGCCAAACAGAGGUUAUGGUUUAUAUCUUAACAUUUACAACAUGGGUGGUAUUAAAGAAAGUGCUAUGCUAACAACCACUUAAGUUAGCUCCUACUGUUUGAAACUUGGAUUGGUUUUACACAAGUAAUGAAUUAUCCUUCUGAAACAGACUAGCAGUCAACGUUUUACGCAUACUAUGACUGAAGUAAUAGUUUUCUAUUCCGAAGUGGACUGAUUGGCUCGUAUUUAACCUGCACUCUUGUAGCGAGGUGGAAACCGUUGGUAAAGAAUAAUUUGCUUGUUCCCUAGGGUUUCUAAAUGCAGUAUUGCAUGACUUGCUCGAUUUGAAAGUGGAAAAUGGUGUACUUUUUCCAUCUCCAUUGCAAUUCCAUGGCUUUUUGUUUGUAUGUAUAACUCAAAGGGUUUGUUCUGACGGUUGUAUCAAUCUACACAGCUACUGUCUCACUCUGCUUUUCGCUGUCUUUUCAUUUUCCGUUUCAUUUCCUGUAUUUCAAACAGAAUAAAUGCCAUUAUAUUGUGAAUACCUCAGGAUUUUUUUGGAGACAAAUCAAAUAAAGAAAAGAAAAGUUGCA